ACAUCAAAACUUUUUCAACAGGUUAUGACAUGUCUACCUUUGUACGCAGAUAUGCUAAGUAUUUAAAUGUUAAAGCUUCUACAUACAAUGUAAUGGGUGCUGACUUUUGCGAACUGAAAAGAGGGAAAGAAGGUGUGCUAAGAAAUAUGACAACAGAAUCUCUCGUAAAAACACUUCCUGUGCUUCAUGAGCAGUUAGAUGCCUUGCUUGAUUUUGAUGUAAGUAACUUAAUUUUUAUGUAUUUCGUAACCUUUCUUUGUCUGAUAAUUGUCAAGUGCAUUAAUUUUUAUUUUUCAAAAAGGCAUGAAUUUUUCCAUUUCUAAUCAAUGUGUAUGCUAUUUUCAUUUAACAGUUACAGUGGCAACUGUGAACCUGAAAGGGGUAAAUUUUUUCUGGAAAAUCUAAAUCUGCAACAACAAAAAUGUUUUUUUUUUAUUUAAAAUAUUGAAGUUACCUUUCCCUCCUGGGAGAUCAAGUUGAGUUUCAUUGAAUGCA
Molecule: messenger RNA, 495 nt
Organism: Parasteatoda tepidariorum (common house spider)
Lineage: Eukaryota; Metazoa; Arthropoda; Arachnida; Araneae; Theridiidae
Source: RefSeq, a predicted model, not a curated record